AUGUCCAGCCCGAAACGUGAUAGUGAGCCCGCAGUGUCCCGGCCUAGUUCUAGCGUUCUUCUUAUAUCUUCAAAGAACGAGGUCCUUCUUCUUCAUCGCGUGAAGACCUCUACCUCUUUUGCAUCUGCACAUGUCUUUCCCGGUGGCAACCUAUCCAACCAAGAUGGGGAAUGCCCACCACCCGGAGACCUAGCACGGCAUGAAGAUUCCCCUAGUUACCGACGUGCAGCCAUCAGGGAACUUUUUGAAGAGAGUGGAAUUCUUCUAGCUAAAGACCGCAGCUCCGGGAAGAUGCUUGCCGUCGACGAACCUACCCGAGAGGCCGGCAGACGACUCAUUCAUCAGAACAAGACCACUUUUGAUGAGUGGCUGAAGCAUCAAAGCGCUGAUGCUGAGCCCGAUAUAGGCCAAUUAAUCCCCUUUACUCGCUGGGUUACGCCAACCAAUAUCCCUAAGCGAUACACUACUCAGAUGUAUCUGUAUUUCUUGCCUUUACCCGUCAACGUGGAUAAGAAGAUCCUCGACCAACUCCCAGCAGAAGGCGAACACGAGGAGCAUCAAAUCCCAACGAGUGAUGGUGGAAUCGAGGUUACGGAGGCACAGUUUCUUCCCGCCUCGGAAUGGGUUAGUCGUGCUCAAAAGGCUGAAAUUAUUCUAUUCCCGCCGCAGUUCCUUCUUUUACAUUUGGUGUCAGGAUUCCUGGACAGAGAGCCUCGUGCAGAUGCUUCUGUGGAAGAAAUGGAGAAGCGUCGUCAAGCGCUUGUCGAGUUCGUUCAUUCUGGCUCUCCUCCAUGGACAGAGAAGUGCAUAUCCCCAAAAUCUAUUCUCAUGACCAGUGAUGGGCGAUCUGUGUUGGGUCUGAAUGAACCCGGACAUGAGCUGAAAUGGUCUUCUAAGCGAGGAGAGUCCGAGAGAGUGGUUCUUGUGCGGUUCAAAAAAGGAAGUGCACGAGAGGUGGCUGUUGGAUGGAAGAAGGAUGUGUUGGAGAAAGAGAGGGAAAAGAGUAAUCUGUAA
Messenger RNA from Penicillium psychrosexuale, 1014 nucleotides. RefSeq names its product NUDIX hydrolase. Gene Ontology annotation, cellular component: mitochondrion. Gene Ontology annotation, molecular function: hydrolase activity, acting on acid anhydrides, in phosphorus-containing anhydrides. The transcript is spliced from 3 exons. NCBI's taxonomy places the organism in Eukaryota, Fungi, Ascomycota, Eurotiomycetes, Eurotiales, Aspergillaceae. Bases 1 to 1014 code for a protein of 337 amino acids. The record is from RefSeq and is a predicted model, not a curated record.